Suricata suricatta (meerkat) is the source of this 2849-nucleotide messenger RNA. RefSeq names its product thioredoxin interacting protein (gene TXNIP). The transcript has 8 exons. Gene Ontology annotation, molecular function: ubiquitin protein ligase binding. Lineage: Eukaryota; Metazoa; Chordata; Mammalia; Carnivora; Herpestidae. Bases 271 to 1464 code for a protein of 397 amino acids. Gene Ontology annotation, cellular component: cytoplasm. The record is from RefSeq and is a predicted model, not a curated record. Gene Ontology annotation, biological process: protein transport.
AAACCUGACUUUCCUCUCUUCCAGCCGAGUGUCUGAGUCGCUCUGCUGCUGCGGUCUGGGACGCUCCUCCAGCUGUUGGAAGAAAGCUGAUUUGGGGGAAGAAAUUCUUUGGCAGAGCCCUUAGCUUACAUUUUUUCUGACCUCUUCCUUAGAUUUUAGCGGAGAGUUAGAGAGUGAAUUAACCGUAAUUUCCUGUAGAGUUAAUUUGGAUUGAGGACUUUUUUCCCCUUACUUCCCGGUUUCUAACUGUUAAGCCAACGCAGCCCAAUCAUGGUGAUGUUCAAGAAGAUCAAAUCUUUCGAGGUGGUCUUUAACGACCCCGAAAAGGUGUACGGCAGUGGGGAGAAAGUGGCCGGCCGGGUGGUCGUGGAGGUGUGCGAAGUCACCCGAGUCAAAGCUGUCAGGAUCCUGGCUUGCGGAGUGGCGAAGGUGUUGUGGAUGCAGGGAUCCCAGCAGUGCAAACAGACCUCCGAGUACCUGCGCUACGAGGACACGCUCCUCCUGGAAGACCAGCCUGCGGGAGAAAACGAGCUGGUGAUCAUGAGACCUGGAAACAAAUACGAGUACAAGUUCGGCUUUGAGCUUCCUGAGGGGCCUUUGGGAACAUCCUUCAAAGGAAAAUAUGGCUGUGUAGACUACUGGGUGAAGGCUUUUCUUGAUCGCCCCAGCCAGCCAACGCAAGAGACGAAGAAAAUGUUCGAAGUGAUGGAUCUCGUGGAUGUCAAUACUCCUGAUUUAAUGGCCCCCGUGUCUGCUAAAAAGGAGAAGAAAGUUUCCUGCAUGUUUAUUCCUGAUGGGCGAGUGUCUGUCUCUGCCCAGAUUGACCGAAAAGGAUUCUGUGAAGGUGAUGAGAUUUCUAUCCAUGCUGACUUUGAGAACACGUGUUCCCGCAUCGUGGUCCCCAAAGCGGCCAUCGUUGCCCGCCACACUUACCUAGCCAACGGCCAGACCAAAGUGCUGACGCAGAAGUUGUCAUCGGUCAGAGGCAAUCAUAUCAUCUCGGGAACCUGUGCGUCGUGGCGUGGCAAGAGACUCCGGGUGCAGAAGAUCAGGCCUUCCAUCCUGGGCUGCAACAUCCUUCGGGUUGAAUACUCCUUACUGAUCUAUGUCAGUGUCCCCGGCUCCAAGAAAGUCAUUCUUGAUCUGCCCCUGGUGAUUGGUAGCCGGUCAGGUCUGAGCAGCCGGACGUCCAGCAUGGCCAGCCGAACCAGCUCUGAAAUGAGCUGGAUAGAUCUCAACAUCCCCGAUACCCCAGAAGCUCCUCCUUGCUAUAUGGAUAUCAUUCCUGAAGACCACCGGUUGGAGAGCCCCACCACUCCUCUGCUCGAUGACACAGACAGUACUCCAGACAGCCCUAUUUUUAUGUAUGCCCCUGAAUUCAAGUUCAUGCCGCCACCUACAUACACGGAGGUGGAUCCCUGCAUUCUCAACAACAACAACAACAACAACGAGGACGUGGAGUGAACUUGUGAAAGAAAAGAAGCAGCUGUACUUACUUGUUUCUUUCUGCCUCUCUUCCUGGACUCCUACAUUUCCAGAGACUCCACAGUCUCUCCAGGGGGGUCUGGGUCUACCCCCACCUCCGCUGCCCAGUGUGGCCAGUGUGGGAGGUGAUUAGCAGGCGACCCCCUGGGCCUUAAAAUGGUGCACGCUUGUCCUCAGCCAGGGAGAUGUUGUGAGACGGGAGUGUUUGCUGGAGGGGUUUGAAAACAUACUACAAAAACUCUGGCCCAUCCUGUUUUCUCGCAUCCUGAAAAUUGAGGCAUUUUUUAGUAGUUUUGAAUGAGGGGUGGGAAUGGCCACCUUACAUGGUCUUCCCCAGGUUUUUGGAAGGGGAUUAUGUAUCUAUCCUUUGUGCCAUGUGGAGCAGAGCCAAUUUAGCAAAUUAGGAAGAAGAAAAGGAAAAAAAAAUCAUGGCCAAAAUUUUGGGACAAGAAGGUUCUUAAAAUCAGUGUUGCCCUUUGUUGUACACUUACAACAACAACAAAAAAAUCUUUCAGAAGUGACUUGGUUUGAACUUUGGAGAGGAGCUUCCCGUGUGAAUUAAAAAGAAGCAGCUCUAAGGUUGUCUUUGCUUAGAAUGUACUUUAAUCUGACUUAAAGCAGUUGUGACUGUGUCCCCUCAAAGGUCUUCAAAGCCAUUUUUAGAGCGUCUUGCACUGUGUUCUCCUGUUGCAACCAUUUUCAUAUGGGAGAAUGUGUUUUUCUUUUCAUGUGACUCCUUGGAAUGGAUUCUGAGGUGAGAAUUCUUAGCACUUUAGUUCUUGUCAAAAAAAAAUUUUUUUUCCUGUCUCAAAUGGAAGUGAAAACUGGUCUACUAUGUCUCUAGGGCUAAUAAGCACAAUGACAAAAAAAAAAAGUGUUCCUCCUCACUUUUGAGACUUUGUCCCAAUGUACAGAAUUCUGUCACUCUUAACACUCUGUGUGAGAAGGGUUGCUGCUACCAGCCUUGCCCACUGUGACUCCACUCCCAGGAAGGAGCUCUAGACCAAGAUGCCCCAGCACUGUGAUCAGAGCUUCCAGACCGUGAGAGGGCAGUCUUCACCCCAGCCCCCGGGGCCCCCUUCCCGCCAGUGUGGGGACACCGGUAUUGAUGGUCCUCUCACUGUGGCCUUGGUCAGUCCCCCUCAACCUUAGCACUUUGUUCACUGUCCUGUGUCAGAGCACUGAGCUCCCUCCUUCUUCUGAGAAAGUAUGUGGGCUGAAAUUGGUUUCAUUUUGUUGUUUUUUAAAUGUCUAUCUUUUUGUAUGAUAAAAACUAUAUUUUGUACUUAACCAGAUAUAUUUUCACCCCAAGUGGGGGGAUAUUCUUUGUAAAAAAUGAAAAUAAAGUUUUUUAAUGGCAAAAA